Molecule: messenger RNA, 2675 nt
Organism: Cannabis sativa
Lineage: Eukaryota; Viridiplantae; Streptophyta; Magnoliopsida; Rosales; Cannabaceae
Product: F-box protein SKIP14
Exons: 2
Coding region: 649-2061 (470 amino acids)
Cellular component (GO): cytoplasm
Molecular function (GO): protein binding
Source: RefSeq, a predicted model, not a curated record
UUUUAUGAUUAGUUUUAAAAGGGUAUGGUCCGUACGGAAGGGUUGAGGGUGUUGAGGUUUGAUUUGAUAUGGUUAAAGGCACCAACUAACCUGCGAGCGAAGAGCGAGUCUUCAUUGGUCAAACCCCUCCUUCUUCACCCGCCAUUCUCUCUCUCUCUUCCUUCUCCUAUUUUUACCUCUCUUUCUCUCUCUACCCUUUACAUCUGAUUCUCUCUCCCUUCUACUAUUUCGAUUGCUUUUUCGUUUCUGGUUUCAUCAAUUUCCUCUGUUUUUGUUUUGGAAUCAAAUUCCUUGUAUUCAAUCCAAUCCAAUCCAAGCUCACCUUCAUUUUUACUUUCCUAAUACGCCUACUGCUUCUUUCCACUUUCUCAGUUUGAGUUCAUCUGUUCCCUUAACAAAAAACUACUCUAUUUUCAGGAAAGGGAUAAAAAAAGUACCCUUUUUUUCUUACUAGGGUUUCUCUUACUCACAUUUCUUUAAUUCGAUCGUAUUUUCAUUGCAAUUGAUUGGGAAUUUAAGGUCUCAACUACAUUCUGGUGCUUUGGGGUUUAAAGGGUAUUCUUUUUGUGUCUUAAGUUUCAAUCUUUUUUUCUGGGUUUUGUGUUUGGAUUGGAUUUCUGUUCAGUCUUCUUGGGAGGAAGAGCAGGAAUGGCUUUGGAUUUUUCUUCUCUUUCUUCCCCUGAAAAGAAUUUGAGCUCUACCCUUCAGUGCUCUGAUGGGUCUUUUAUGAAUCUUCCCAAGAAAGGAGAUUUAAAUGGGAAAUGCGAUUCGGGUAUUCAGAGAAGCGUUUGGGAACCGAUGAAUUUAUUUUGGAGUUGCGGUGAACAACAGAAGGAGAAUGAUGAUAUUCUUGCUUGCUUGCCUGUUGAUCCUUUUGGCAUGAGGUCUGUUUUCACAGCCAUAAAAGGUCAGUUUGAAGAUUUUGAAUCAGGCAGUGGUUUCUCUUUUUCUGAUGAAAAGAUUGAUAAUGGUGGUGGUGGUGGAGGAGGAGUACCUGCAGGGUUCAUGUGGUUUCAAUCUGAAUUGAAUGAUGUGAAAUAUGAUGAAAUAUCAAAACCAUGUAAUAAGUUUAAUGGCUUAUUUGAUGGUGGUUUUGUAUUAAAUGGUAAUAUGGAGGACUUUGCUAGUUAUAUGGAUCAUGUGGAAGAUCGAAUCUUUAAUGAUGAAGUUAUGAAAACUGAAGAUUCUCAAGGCCAAGAAGAUGCUCAUGAAGCUAUUUCAUAUGCUUUGCGUUAUUUGGAUUAUCAGGAUCUUCUUUCUGUUGAAAGUGUUUGCAAAAAUUUAAGACAGUAUGUUAUUAGGGAUAGUCUUCUAUGGAAGAAUAUCAACAUUGGUUGGCCAUUUUGUCAGAAGAUCACCGAUGAUACUCUUGUGAAGUUAACCAGCAAGGCUGAAGGUACUCUUGAAAGCUUGAGUCUGGUUCAUUGCAACAAAAUUACUGCAGAUGGUUUGCAGCGUGUGUUUGAUAACAACCCGAAAUUGACAAAGUUAUGCUUGUAUAAUUGUAACAAGAUUUGCAUGGAAGAUUUCUUGUGUAAUCUGAAAUCCAUGAAAUCAGCAGGCAUCCUUGGAUUAAAGCAUCUGAGAGUUGGUGGGCUCUUUAAUGUUACUAAUAAGUAUCUUGAGGAGUUGAAGUUGUUGUUGGAUGCAGACAACAGAAUGCCACUUAAAGGCCACAAACCAAGGUUUUAUAGUGGCGGGAUAUCUCCCUGCUUCUCUGAAGAUGAUGACGAUGAUCGUGUCAUUGAUGUCGAGACUUGCCCCAAAUGCCAACAGCCGAGGGUAGUUUAUGAUUGUCCAACAGAGAGUUGUCGAGAGAAACAUCAAGCCGCUCAGCUAUGUAGGGCCUGCAUAAUGUGCAUAGAACGCUGCUGUCAUUGUGGUCGAUGCAUUGAUGAUGACACUGAUUAUGUGGAGACACUUUGCCUAAACUUACUUUGCUUGGAUUGUAUAAGGAACGUUAUUCGUGGUACAGAAAAGAUGCCCGGAGGAGGAGACAAGGGCUCUAUAUGCAGAUACAUGGCUCAAGUAAACAGUUAUGCAUUUUGUUUCAUUAGCUAAACUAGAAUAUAGAGAAUAAUAGAAAAAGGGCAGAAGCCAACUGAAAAUCGUAUGAAAGAAAGGUUCAAGGUUUAGCUCAUGCCUUUACUCAAAAAGUGGAAAAAUGAUAAUAAAGAAAUGUUAUGAAGAUAUUGGAAAAAUAAGAAAAGAAAAGCUUGCCUCUUGGAUUGCAAUGGAGAUGUUAUUUAGUUAAUCUCCUGUGCAAGUGAAGCAGCAUGUUCUGCUCACUAUUGGGGAAGCAAUUUUCAGUUUCAUCAGAGGUGAAAAGAAGAAGAAGAAGAAGAAGAAGAAGCUUUUAGCUCAUGCCAGAAAAAUGUCUUCCAUGCUUGAAACUUUACCUCUUGGAUUGCAAUGGAGAUGUUAUUUGAUUAUUCUCCUUUGGAGGUGAAGUAGCAUAUGUUGCAAUUUUGCUCUUAUUAGGGAACCAAUUUUUAGUUUCAUCAGUGGUCAGAGAAGUCUUUGUUUCAGAUUCAUAUAGAUAAAUGAGAAGCAACAUUUGCAAAGCAAGUUUUUUUUUUUUUUAAUGAAGAUUGUCAAACAUUGAUUAUCAUAAUUCUUGUUCUUAAUCUUUUCAUCUAAUGGAAUCAAUCAAUUUCUUAUGUUUGUGGAUUGAA